GCCGCAAGUUGCAGCGCAGUUUGCAAUUUUCCUCCACCGGAUCACUCAACCACAAAGAUGCUCUCCAAGCAAAUGUCCCGCGCUGCCUCCAAGCGCUUCUUCUCGUCGGGCAAGGACAUCCGCUUCGGCGUCGAGGGUCGCGCCUUGAUGCUCAAGGGUGCUGACCAGCUCGCGGACGCCGUCCAGGUCACGCUCGGCCCCAAGGGCCGCAACGUGGUCAUUGACCAGGCCUACGGCGCCCCGAAGAUCACCAAGGAUGGUGUGACGGUCGCCAAGAACAUUGAGUUCAAGGACAAGUUUGAGAACAUGGGUGCCCAGCUCCUCCGCCAGGUCGCCAACAACACGAACGACGCUGCCGGUGACGGUACCACGUCAGCCACGGUCCUCACGCGCGCUAUCUACAGCGAGGGCUGCAAGUCGGUCGCCGCCGGCAUGAACCCCCAGGACCUCCGCCGCGGUAUCCAGAUGGCCGUCGACUUUGUCGUUGCCGAGCUCGCUACGCUCUCGCAGGACAUUGACGACAAGGAGAAGGUCGCCCAGGUUGCCACGAUCUCGGCCAACAGCGAGAAGGAGAUUGGUGACUUGAUCUCGGACGCCAUGGAGCGUGUCGGCCGCGAAGGUGUCAUCACCGUCCAGGACGGCAAGACGCUCUACAACGAGCUCGAGGUUGUCGAGGGCAUGAAGUUUGACCGCGGUUACAUCUCGCCCUACUUCGUCACCAACACCAAGACGCAGGCGUGCGAGCUUGAGAACCCGUACAUCCUCCUCGUCGAGAAGAAGGUGUCGUCGGCCGCUGCCAUCGCGCCGUUGCUCGAAUUCGUCUACAAGCAGUCGCGCCCGCUUCUCAUCAUCGCCGAAGAUGUCGAGUCGGAGGCCCUCGCCGCCUUGAUCCUCAACCGCAUCCGUGCCGGUAUCAAGGUCUGCGCCGUCAAGGCCCCGGGCUUCGGCGACAACCGCAAGGCUGGCCUUCAGGAUAUGGCUGUCCUCACGGGCGCCAAGGUUGUCUCGGAGGACGUUGGCAUCCGCCUCGACAACGCGACGCCGGACCUCCUCGGUUGCGCCAAGAAGAUCACGAUCACCAAGGACGAUACGCUGAUCUUGCACGGCGAAGGCUCGAAGGAAGCCAUUGAGGAGCGCUGCCUCCUCCUCAAGGACUCGAUCGCCUCGACGACGUCCGACUACGAGAAGGAGAAGCUCCAGGAGCGCCUUGCCAAGCUCGGUGGCGGAAUUGCCGUCAUCAAGGUCGGCGGUGCCAGCGAAGUCGAAGUCGGCGAGAAGAAGGACCGCGUCGUCGAUGCCCUCAACGCCACGCGCGCCGCCGUCGAAGAAGGCAUCGUCCCGGGUGGCGGUACCGCGCUCCUCUGGUCGUCGCGCAAGCUGCCGUCGCUCUACGAGAAGUGCGCCAACAUGGACCAGAAGGUCGGCGUCCAGAUCAUCGAGCGCGCUUGCCGCGCUACGGUCACCCAGAUCGCCAAGAACGCCGGCGAGGAAGGCGCCGUGAUUGUCGGCAAGCUCCUCGAGCAGUCGUCGCCCACGUUUGGCUUCAACGCGCAGACGAGCGAGUACGUCGACAUGGUCGAAGCCGGUAUCAUUGACCCGACCAAGGUCGUUCGCACGGGCCUCGUCGACGCCUCGUCGGUCGCCUCGCUCAUGAUGACGGCCGAGGCCCUCAUCGCCGACUUGCCGGCCGAGGGCGGCGCCCCGGCCAUGGGCGGUAUGGGCGGUAUGGGCGGCAUGGGCGGCAUGGGUGGCAUGAUGUAAGCUGCUUGCCUGCACCGUCGUCGUCCGAGUUGUGAUUGCCAUAUUAAUAUAGAAAUUUAGCCUUGUCCA
Molecule: messenger RNA, 1830 nt
Organism: Saprolegnia diclina VS20
Lineage: Eukaryota; Oomycota; Saprolegniomycetes; Saprolegniales; Saprolegniaceae
Product: chaperonin GroL
Exons: 1
Coding region: 58-1761 (567 amino acids)
Biological process (GO): protein refolding
Molecular function (GO): ATP-dependent protein folding chaperone; ATP binding
Source: RefSeq, a predicted model, not a curated record